Messenger RNA from Klebsormidium nitens, 2786 nucleotides. The record is from the annotation of a GenBank genome assembly. NCBI's taxonomy places the organism in Eukaryota, Viridiplantae, Streptophyta, Klebsormidiophyceae, Klebsormidiales, Klebsormidiaceae.
GUGACUUCACUGUACAUGAUUUCCCAAUGUUGCCCCCAAAGGUAGCGGCAUGGGCCACCUUUUGGCUGACGGCAGGUCUCAGCGCUAGCUGGACGAGUAGAGUUGCGGGCCAGGCGUGCGUCGGCGUGCAGGACGCUCUAGGGCUGCAAAGCGCCGCUAGCAACCUGGCAGGGGAUGCAGUUGUUAACAUUUGCAACGACAUUGCACUUUCUGCCACCAUCUCAAUUGCGCGGCCCAUCACGCUGGUGGGGCAAUGCCCUUCCCCUGGCUGCCGCAUCUACCCCGCACCAUCCUCCAGUAGCACCAGGUUCCGACUCUUUGACGCUAAUGCUAACGGGACUGUUACAUUCCGAAAUCUGUGGCUGGACAAAGGCGAUAUCUCCAACUUGGCCACCCAUGCAUACGGCGGCGCGAUCAACGCGCGGACGUCCACAUACCUGGUGGCCGAUACCGUGCUAUUCACCAACAACCGUGAGUCGUCCGGAGGUGCGAUCUACUACCUGGGAAACGCUACCAUCAACUCAUGUACCUUUGUGAACAACAGCGCAAUCUACUCCGGAGGAGCCCUGUACGCCGAAGGGACAGCAAUGGAAGUCAGGAAUUCCAACUUCACGCAGAACAGCGCGGUCUAUGGCGGGGCUAUCAGGGUGUAUUCCCCGUACGACUCCUCCGGCCCCUUCAUUGUCAAGAACGCCAUCCGCGGGUCCCUCUUCCUGUACAACCAUGCGUCAUACGGCGGGGCGGUCUACGUGAGUUCGGGAACGAACAACGUCACUAUUGCCGGCAACACCUUCGCCAACAACACGGCCUACUCGAACGGCGGGGCCGUGAACGACGCUGGCGGUUACUUGACGCUCCUCAGCGGCAACAGCUUCAUCCAGAACUACGCGCCGGAUGGGGGCGCUGUAUCUUUAUAUGACAGCUAUGCGAUUUUUGCCAGCCCCAACGUGUUCAUCCGCAACAGCGCAGACUCUGUGCCUCAGGGGCCUGGAAUCAGGUUAUCUUAUGGGACGACCAAUUUUUGCCCAAGCGAGCCCGUCGGGAUAGUCACAGUCCUGUUUGGGGGGGUGGUGAAUUCGGGCUGCGCCUUCGCCAAUUGCGGCGCGAACAACCCGUGCGACCCCACUGCCACGUGUACUCUUUCCGGGGGAGUUCCCGUCUGCACGUGCCCUGCUGGCGUCAGCGGCAGCGGCUGGCUGUGCGAGAACCGGGACGCCGGCCUGCUUGCGGUCGGCGCCAGCAACAAUUUCACUGUCCCGCCAUUUGUCAACCUGACUGCUGGCUCCGGAGCUUCACCCUCCCAAUACGCCGUGACCGUGAGCGGACCCCCCCCGGCCGGAACCACUUCCCCCGCCGCCGCCGUUGCCGCGGCUGAAGAAAGCUCGUCGACCGGGCUGAUUGCCGGGCUCGCCGGGGCGGGAGUCGGGGCGGUGGUCUUGCUCGGGGUGAUAGUCGGGUGUCUCGUGUACCGAAAAAAGAAGCGCGCGCACCAUUUGCCGGUGGUCAAGGGUGACGUGGACGACGGAGGGGCCAAGAUGAGCGCCGACAAGAGCGCCGUGGACAGAACUGCGAGCACAGUGUCGACUGCGGAGGCGGACGCAGACGAGGCGCUUGGGUCUUCGUGGCGGCGCUUCACUUACUCGGAGCUCAAGGAGGCGACCGGGGGUUUCGCCCCGAGCGCACUUCUGGGGGAGGGCGCCUACGGGAAGGUUUACGUGGCAACCCUGGCUAAUGGCUCGCAGGUGGCAGUCAAGCAGCUCAAAUCCGGGAACCAAGUGCCUGGGCGAGCUGGGCACGCUCGGCCGCGCGCGCACCGCAACCUGGGCCUGGGCGAGCGCGAGUUUCUAGGCGAGCUGGGCACGCUGGGCCGCGUGCGUCACCGCAAUCUGGUUGCGCUGCGUGGCUACUGCAUCACGCCUGACGCGUGCUUCCUCGUCCUCGACUACGCUCCCAACGGGAACCUCGAUGCCGCGCUGCGCAGCACUUCUUCGCCCCCCCUGGACUGGGAGACACGUGUCAACAUCGCGUGGGGCGCGGCGCGCGGGCUGUCGUAUUUACACAACGACACGGAGCCGUCGAUUCUGCACCGCGACAUCAAGCCCGCCAACAUCCUGCUGGACGCCAAGAUGCAGGCGCAGGUCGCCGACUUUGGGCUGGCGAAGCUGCUGGAGGAGGGCGACAGCCACCUCAGCACGCACCUGCGCGGCACAUACGGCUACGUCGCACCAGAGUACGCGCUCAACGGGCAGGUGACGAAGCGGAGUGACGUGUACAGCUUCGGCGUGGUGCUGCUGGAGAUUCUGACGGGCUACCGGGCGCUCGAGCUGACGCCCGAGGGCAACCGCAAGAACCUAGUGGACGCCGUGACGCGAACCGCCCACAAGACGCCGGGGCGCCAGCAGCCGCUGGUAAUAAUGGACCCCCGGCUGGAAAAGCAGUUCUCCACUUCCGCGGCGCUCCGCAUGAUCACGCUGGCUCUCGCGUGCUGCGCGAGUGAGGACUCCCGCCGGCCCGACAUGGCCGACGUCCUGUACGAGCUGGAGAGUCUUUCCAGGGGGGAGCCUGGGCCCGGGUUCCGGAUCCCCCAGACCGAGCCGGCGGACGACGGCUCGGGUGACUGGUUCGGGCCGGUGCGGACUGGGAGCCUUGGGAUGCAGUCAGGGAGUACGGCGCAGUCGAGCGUCCCGAGCCAUUCCACGUGGAGCGAGAUGAGUGGCGUCAGCAGGAGCGAGGGGCAUCAGAUGAGCAUAGCGUAUCAGAUGUCCAUGCUGAGUCAGGGCCGGUAG